Molecule: messenger RNA, 754 nt
Organism: Physcomitrium patens
Lineage: Eukaryota; Viridiplantae; Streptophyta; Bryopsida; Funariales; Funariaceae
Product: large ribosomal subunit protein uL15x
Biological process (GO): translation
Cellular component (GO): cytosolic large ribosomal subunit; ribosome
Molecular function (GO): structural constituent of ribosome
Source: RefSeq, a predicted model, not a curated record
GCCUGGAGUCCAUGCCGAUGAGAGUCUCUUUGGUUGUUUAGGUUUGCUUGCCGCUCUCUCUCUGCAGGGGAGUGCGCGCGAAGGAACGGCAUCAUGACGACCCGCCUGAAGAAGAACAGGAAGAAGAGAGGACACGUGAGUGCCGGUCAUGGGCGUGUAGGCAAGCACCGCAAGCAUCCAGGAGGUCGGGGUAAUGCCGGAGGUAUGCAUCACCAUCGGAUCCUGUUCGACAAGUACCACCCUGGGUACUUCGGCAAGGUCGGUAUGAGGUACUUUCACAAGACGAUGAACAAGUUCCACUGUCCCAUUGUGAACAUUGAUAAGUUGUGGUCGUUGGUGCCUGAGGCCGUGAAGGAGAAGGCCGACGGGGAGAAGAGCGCGCCUCUCUUGGACGUCACCCAGCACGGGUUCUUUAAGGUGCUUGGCAAGGGCGAUUUGCCGUCCCAGCCGAUGGUUGUGAAGGCUAAGUUUUUCUCUAAGCUCGCGGAGAAGAAAAUUAAGGAGGCUGGUGGUGCGGUUAUCCUCACUGCCUAAGCCCCUUGAGAAGAGUUCUGUUCAGGAAAUGUGAAGGGGAUCCAUGCAUUUGUUCGGUGUCUAGAUGCAUCUACCGAAAUGAAAAUUCCGUUUUUUCGAGACGAUUACAUUCCUGUUUUAUGCUCUCGAGGAUUUCAUUGAAAGAGUGGAAAUGCUUCUCUUAUCCAUGCUGGUGUCAAAUGCUAGCUGUGUCUUCAAUUUUAUUGUCGUUGUACUUCCA